AUGAAUGAAAAACAAAUCAUUGUUAGAUUACCAGCUUAUGUUAGCGAAGAAGAUAUUAUAAAUUUUUAUUGCACGUUGAAAUUAAUGUAUACAAAAAAAUGGGAUUUUGAAUUAGCAGAUAAUUUAGCAAAAGGUGUCGGAUGUUUGUCAGUUUGCUGUGAAAUUGGAUUUCAUGAAGGAAUUGAAGCUUGCUGGAAAUGGUUGGUUAGAAAAUGUAAUCGCGAUAAAAACAGCGAGAUGAUGAAACUAUUAAUAGAAACUUAUCCAAAUUUGCAUGAACAAUUUACUCAUCAAGUUGAAAGAGAUGGUUAUUCUUCUGACUCAAAGUUAUCAAGAAACACAAGCAAAAGAAGAUCACGACGCAAUAACUGGUCAAAACAUCUAUGUCAAAGAACGGAUUCUUAUGAUAGCGAUCCUUCAAAUAAUG
Racocetra persica is the source of this 427-nucleotide messenger RNA. Lineage: Eukaryota; Fungi; Glomeromycota; Glomeromycetes; Diversisporales; Gigasporaceae. The record is from the annotation of a GenBank genome assembly.